AUGGGUUGCACCGAAUGGAUGGAAAUGAACCAGAAAAACAAACCCCAGAGCAACGCGCUCGGCUCAGGGAUACUGACGUUACUGACCACGUCCUCGUAUCUGGCGGCCACGCUCUACCCAAGCUACCGGCGUCAGGAAUGGGCGUUCGGGCACUCGAAAUCGGCCGUCAUGGCCACGCUGCUACUGUUCCAUGCCACCGCCGUCGUUGGGCUGCUGGCCGCAUACUUCCUGCUCGAGCGGUACCCCAAGCGACAGAUCAAUUACGUCAUGAUUACGCUCGUGACCGUGGCGAGUAUCGUGGCGACGGCGGUUCCGCACGACCUGUACGCGAUCACCGUCGCCCGGUGUCUGGCCGGGCUCGCCCACGGACUGGCCCUGCCGCUGGUGCUGGUCCACGGUGGGGAAAUCUUGCUCAAAGAGCUGCGCGGAGUCAUUAUGGCCGCGGUGAACUUUUGCAUGGUCUGCGGUGUGCUGCUCGGUGCCGUACUCUUCACGGUCGACACGGAACCGCUCGACGCUUACCGGCUGAUCGGCAUCGUGGGGCUGUGCUACAUGCUGACGGCCGCGCUCCUGAACUACUUCGUGUGCUACGAGUCACCCGUGUUCCUGGUGCAGCGGAAGUGCGAUGCUGACGCGAUCCGGAGCAUGAUGAAGCUGCGGAACGAGUCGAGCGAGACGUGGCAGAUACGGAACGAGCUGACCGAGAUCAAGACGAUGCUCUCGGAGGACGAACUCACGUCGACGUCCAUCUUCCGGGAUGGCAACCUACGGCCACUGGUGCUCCUGGCGAUGGCCAAGGUAGCGUCCGUGCUGUCGUUCAACUACGCCGUCAACUCAAUCAAGGUACGCACCAUCGACCGAGAGCUCGACGCGGACAGCUUCAGCAUCGCCACCGUCGUCCUGCUGUCGAUCCGAUCGUGCAUCGGGCUGGCCGGUAUCUUCGCGGUCGACCUCGUCGGUCGACGGGCACUGAUAGUGGUUUCGUGCGUUUCCACCGCCAUCGCGAUGAUUGCGAUGGCCAUCGCCUACCUGGCAACCGAUCAGCUGCUCACCGUUGUGGGGAUGGCCAUUUUCUUCGCCUGCGAAGUAGGUGCCUCACUGGGGCUCACGUUCGUGCCCGAUGUCCUGUGCUCGGAAGCGUUCAACACGCGCAAAAAGUCGCUCUCGAUCGUGGCGGUCCAGGCGUUGGAGCAGGUCCUGCACGUGAUCAUCUUCGCCAUCACCUUCGACUGGAACUUUACCAAUCAGGCCCGGUACGGGGGAACGCUGCUGGUGGCGGGCAUCCCGAUGCUGGUCGUCGCGUACGCCCUCUACCGGAAGCUCCCGGAAACGACCAAGAUGUCGAUCCGGCAGGCCCGGAUCGAGUUCUACAAGCGGGACGGUAUCGUGCUCGGUGGCAGCAAGAACUCGGUCGAAGUGCUCUACGACUGA
Anopheles bellator is the source of this 1431-nucleotide messenger RNA. RefSeq lists its product as uncharacterized. Gene Ontology annotation, biological process: transmembrane transport. Bases 1 to 1431 code for a protein of 476 amino acids. Gene Ontology annotation, molecular function: transmembrane transporter activity. Lineage: Eukaryota; Metazoa; Arthropoda; Insecta; Diptera; Culicidae. The record is from RefSeq and is a predicted model, not a curated record. Gene Ontology annotation, cellular component: membrane. The transcript has 3 exons.